AGUUAUUUCUGCUUUCUGUGUUUCAUUUCGAGCCUGUCAAAUUGCUAAUUAAAUUGGUCAAAUAAUGGAUGUCAAAACAAAAACAUUGAAAAGAAAAAACUGCAGAUAAACCUUUGUGCAAAUAUGGUUCUUCCUGCUAUAGAAAGAAUCCAGAACAUUUAAAGAGUUUUUUUCAUCCUGAGCAUGGUGACAGUAAAAAGAAAUCCUCUGAAACUGUUAACGAUACAAAUGCCACAAGACAAAUGCAAAAUGACCGUGAUGAUGCAGAUAAUCCAAAGGAAGCUCUUUUAAAAAUUAUAAAUGCGUACAAUAAUAGCCGCCAAGAGGACUCAAAGUUACCAGUUACUCCAAAGGUUCAAUCCACUGUGGGCCAGCGCAGACCAUAUUCUGAAUUUUUAUCUCCAGUACCAAAUAAAACUGAACAGAAGCAACCCCUUCAAAAAGUUGUAGAGCCAAAAAGCAAUGGAUUUUUAGGAGAUUCUCUGAAUAAGAAAAGUGGAGAAACUGUUGAAGAUAUCUUGAAACUCAUGCCUCCUGAUUUUUUUGAUUUCUGGAAUUUUUGCUCUACUAUAAACAAAGCAAAACCUGAAGAUGCAUUUGCAGAAAUUGGUUUUCACCUAGUUGGAGUCUAUGAUUUGCUGGCAAAGAAAGUUCCGAAGACGAAAACGGUGUAUCUGCACUGCCAUUGGCGAUAUUACUAUGAUCCCCCUGAAUUUCAAACUAUUAUCAAACUAGAUGGGGAUGACCUAUUUCAUAUUGGAUAUUUCAGUGAUGAUCCAUCUGAAGUGCCUCGGAUACUGGCUUCAAAUAAGGCAAACUCAGGAGCAAAACUAACUUUGAUGGGUGACAAUGUAUUUGCUGCUAUGAAUUCUGCCCUUUCAAAGGUAUUGAAUCGAAUAAAUGAAAAAAAGCUGAAAGAAAAGUUCUUGAACAUUCAACGUGAUUUACAAGUAUUUGCAAAGAAAAAAAAGUAUUCCUUAGGAAACAAUAACGAAAAAACUAAAAAUAGACAAAAAAGGGUUGUGGCAAAAACAUUUCAUUCUCUUGGAAUUGUUGUACCGAUUGUACGUGAUGUUGGAUAUAGAUGUUUAAGUGAAACUGAUGCUUCAUUAAAAAGGGCUCUGAAUAAAAUUGUGACUGCUAAAGAUGUGAAGACAAAGGAAGAAAAUGAAAGCAUUUUAUUUGAUGUCAUCCAUAAUGUGCACUUAGCCAAUGAUGAAUGUGAUUUUGGCACAGGACUUGAGCUGGGGAUUGAUUUAUUUUGUAAUGGAGAUCCAUACUUUCAUCCAAAUAUACUUCGCUUCUUGCCUUUAGCUUAUUAUUUAUUGAAACGUAACAAAUUUGGGGAGAUAGUUCAUGCCCACCUUAAAAACCGAAAAACUGGUGAUGAUCUGGCUGAUGCUGAUUUGUGAUUUUUUUUUAAAAAAAUGUAUGUACUUUUAAAUUAGUAGCCUUUUUUAAUGUUUGUUUUUACUGAGAAAUGUGUAGAUAUUCAAUGUAUUUUUAUAUAUAUUUUUCCCAUAUUUGAAAUGUGGAAACACAAAAAUACAUUAUAUAUUUUUAUUUGUAAAAAUCAUUAUCAUUUAUUUUUAAAUA
Messenger RNA from Uloborus diversus, 1596 nucleotides. RefSeq names its product histone PARylation factor 1-like. Gene Ontology annotation, cellular component: nucleus. Lineage: Eukaryota; Metazoa; Arthropoda; Arachnida; Araneae; Uloboridae. Gene Ontology annotation, molecular function: poly-ADP-D-ribose binding; histone binding. The record is from RefSeq and is a predicted model, not a curated record. Gene Ontology annotation, biological process: regulation of protein ADP-ribosylation; DNA damage response.